Molecule: messenger RNA, 1344 nt
Organism: Impatiens glandulifera
Lineage: Eukaryota; Viridiplantae; Streptophyta; Magnoliopsida; Ericales; Balsaminaceae
Exons: 1
Coding region: 1-1344 (447 amino acids)
Source: RefSeq, a predicted model, not a curated record
AUGAGCCUCACAAACGCCGAAUCUCCUAGCCAAGCCAUGGACCGAUUCGCAAUCGUGAGACCGCGUGCUCGGCUACAAAAGCUAACCGGACGUAUCCGGAAGCUUAAGGAAAGGUACGUUGAGGGAACACCGGAGGCUAACUUACAGCUCUUGGUGUUAGAAAAACUUGAGAUAGCGAAAGGAGAAUUCGCAGAAGAAAUUGAUCGGCUUGAAGCGGUGUUCAGACAGCGAGAAAAACCGCACUCUCCAUCUCUUGAGACCGAUGACGAUCAGAAUCAUGGCGCAACACCUCCUCUAGCGGAUCCGGCCAUAAAUGAAACCGACGAAAGGAUAGAAGCUCCUUUCACCGAGCAACCUGGAGUUUCCGAACCGGGCAUUACAGAAGAAAGGGUUAAGUCCAUUAUUCAAGAGUUUGCAGACUCAACGGUUCACCCAUUAGAGGAGAAAAUCAAGAAAACCGUGUGCCUGGCACUCCGGUUCGCCGACAAGAAGAGGGAUGAUCUCGUAAAGGCAGAUGAUUGGAUCUCAAAAAUCGAAGCCGACUACCGGGACGACACUAUUAUGCGCAACGAACAUUUUCAACAAAUCAAGGCCUUGGAAGAUAAGACCUCCGGAAUAGCAGAUGACUUGGAUCGGCUUGAAAGGGAAAUCGAUCAAGGAUUCACAGAAGUAGAUGAGGACCUAGGAUGGAGGGUCACCGAUCUGGAAAACAAGAAUGCGAGCCUUGAAGACCGCAACGACAAGCUCGAAGCCAACCUCAAGGUGCUCACCGCACAAGUAGAUGAAUUGAUAAAGGCCAAGUUGAAUGCGGAUAUAGCGGUUGAGGAGGCAAACGACCGAGCGGCUAAGGAAGUACAAGAUGCGCUAGAUGAAAAAACGCGGAGAGAAAAGGAGCCACCGCGACUAUCUGAAGAGGAAAUAGCCGAGCGCGAACGACUCACAGUGGCUAAGUAUCCGGGACUGGAAAAGUCCAUAGUCGCUCAAGCUGCGGAGGAUGCAGAGCGGUUGAAUACUGAAAGACAAAGACUUGAUGAAUUUGCAACCGCUCAUAAGAAGAAAAAGGCAGCUUCCUCCUCUUCGGCUCCGGUGAAACGAAAGAGGAAAGUUUCGGCAAGAAAAAUGUUGGAGAGGAUCACCAAAACAAAUGUCGAUACUCCGCCAAGUCCACCGCAAUCCGAGGAUGAAGAUGAAGAGCAUCUGGCAGAGCGCUCUACAAGACAGCGAGUCUCCGCUACGGCCAGUCAACCGCAAGCUGGAGGUUCAUCUUCAAGACCGGAUCAACCAGUUAAGAGAAAACGGACCAAGGAUAUGAUGGACGGCUUCAAUUUCUCUGACUCAAAAUAG